AUGGAGGAGGCGGAGAAAGGGGAGCUCUUGGAGAGGGACACCAAGCCUUGGCUGGACAGCCAUCCGGGGCCAACGGUCGGCCUGCCCCUGUUCACCGACGACCUCAUCCUGGAGAUCCUCUCCCGCCUCCCCGUCAGAUCCCUCCACCGCUUUAAGUGCGUCUCCGUGUCCUGGCGCGACCUCAUCACUGACCCCGCCAACCGCAAGAAGUUACCCCAGACCCUCGCUGGCUUCUUCUACAUGACCAUCAACAACAGGAUCGGCCACCACUUCGCCAGUGUCUCGGGCGACAGCGCAGCCCCGUUCAACCUUUCCAUCCCUUACCUGCACAAUAACAAGUACGGCGGCAUCACCCAGUUGGACGCCUGCAAUGGCCUCCUUCUCUACUGUGGCUUCAAGAAGAAGAUGGAGAGUUGGGAUGAUUUCUGUUUUCUAGUGUGCAAUCCCGCCACUGGGAGGUGGGUGGAACUGCCCCCUAGGCCGCCUGUGCCCGCAAGCAGAUAUUGCUGUACCACAAGUCUUGCUUUUGAUACGGCAGUCUCAUCCCAUUUCAACGUUCUUCACUUUGAGCAGACCGUUCCGGGAGCUUACAUCACAGGAGUGAACAUCUACUCGUCGCGGACAGGAGCAUGGAGAUUCAGGAGUGGUAGGAUGGUUGAGAAAGUGGUGCCGCUCCAUAGUAAAUGUGUCUUCGUCGGCGGUAUGAUGUAUUUGAUUGGCAACCUGAUGGGCUUCAACAAGUACGUGCUGAUGGUGGUGGACGCGGAGGGGGAAGUGUGGAAGACUAUCCCUGUGCAGUACGGCCGAAGAUCUUCCACGAUUGGAGUGUCGCAGGGGUGCUUACACUAUGUUGUAGCUUCAACGGUUUCAGUCAAUGAUAGUAAUGAAAUCCUAGGUUCUGGGAUAACACUUUGGUGCCUCAAGGAUCGUGACAGUAAAGAAUUGGUUCUGAAGCGUUCUGCCAACAUCAAUGAGCUUAUGGGCAUGAUUGGGGAGAAGUACAGGGUUGCUGAGAUUCAUCCAGAUUGUGACACCGUUUUCUUGAUGUCAUCUGGAGGUGAUACCUUGGUAGCGUAUGACAUGCAACAUCAGAAAGUUGAUUGUAUCCUUAAUCUUGAGAAAGGCAUUACAAAACCAAAACGGUUUCUACCCUAUGUUCCUCUGUUCUCAGAGUCAUGCAGAUGGGCAGUAGCUUUACCUCAAGCCACGCCAGUGCUUCCUCCAAGAACCGUCUCUUCUUUUGGCUGA
Triticum turgidum subsp. durum (durum wheat) is the source of this 1248-nucleotide messenger RNA. The record is from the annotation of a GenBank genome assembly. NCBI's taxonomy places the organism in Eukaryota, Viridiplantae, Streptophyta, Magnoliopsida, Poales, Poaceae.